UUCUGCCAGGCAGGAGAAACGCAGCAGUGGCCCCAUUUGGAGAACAAAUGGAACAAGUCAAGCGAAGCCAAGGAAGCUGAAGAGCAGGAGGCUGUGUUUGCCUCUGUGUGUGUGUGUGUGUGUGUGUGUGUGUGUGUGUGUGUGUGUGUGUGUUUUAAUGGGUCCCAGCUAUUCCCGACAAUGCGGUAGGCAGGCGCAUAGAAAUAGCAAGGAAUGCGAGCCGGAGGAGGAUGCUUCUAAGCUUCUGAGCGUCCCAGGGAGAAGCAGCUAGAGAAGACUCGGAGGACCAAGGCUGCAGACCGUGUGGGGCUCAGUUCAGCUCGCCCGACAUGCUGUGGGUCCCCACCACGCUCCUGGUUCUUUCCCACCUAAGCUGGGUCCCCUCUGCAGUGGGACGCUCCCUUUCGCUCACACCUGGACCUUCCCAGGAGAUGCUCGGGGACACCACGGCCAACUGGACCACGGCUGUGCCCCAGGGGGUCUCUCCUUCGGUUUCCACAGCUGGGGCCAGAGAAGAAAAGGGCCCGGGGCCCACGGAGCCCUCCCAAAUCUCGACAACUCUGCCCAGGACUCAAGAUGAUCUGGAGGUGCCACCGUCUCCCAGCGGCACCACAAGAGGGAGGGUCUCCACCGAGACCCCAAGGGUCAGCAAAGCUCCGAAAAAACGUCUCCGGGUCAAAAUAAUCAAGAAGAAGGUUUUGAAGAAGAAGACCCAAAAGCUGCUAAAGCCGGAAUCGGGCACCCCAGAGGCAUCCGAAUGCCCUCCUCUGGGUCUGGAGUCUCUCAGAGUCCGGGACUCCCAACUGCGAGCUUCCAGUUCCAAGCGGGACGGACUCGGGCCCCACCGUGGGCGCCUCAACAUCCAGUCUGGAAUUCACGAUGGCGAUUUGUACGACGGAGGUUGGUGCGCCGGAUACAACGACAAGGACCAGUGGCUGGAAAUUGAUGCCCGGCGUCUGAUGCACUUCACCGGAGUGAUCACCCAAGCGCUGAACUCCAUCUGGACGUACAGCUGGGUGACGUCGUAUAAAAUCCAGUUUAGCAACGACACUCAUCGCUGGAGGCCUUCCAAGAAUGGGAGCCAAGAAGUGAUUUUCCCAGCCAACAAGGAACUCGAGACCCCCGUCCUCAAUUUGCUGCCCGAGCCGGUCGUUGCACGUUACAUCCGGAUCAAUCCCCAAACCUGGUUCGAGAACGGGACGAUUUGCUUGAGAGCAGAGAUCCUAGGAUGUGCCCUUCCAGAUCCCAACAACAUUUAUCCGUGGGAACACACCCCUGGCACCAACGAUAAAUUGGAUUUUAGGCAUCACAACUACAAGGAGAUGAGGAAGCUGAUGAAAAAAGUCAGCGAGGCUUGUCCGGAUAUCACCAGGAUAUACAGUAUCGGGAAAAGUUACCUGGGGUUGAAAAUGUACGUCAUGGAGAUUUCAGACAACCCUGGGCAGCACGAAGUAGGAGAACCGGAGUUCCGCUACGUGGCCGGCAUGCACGGCAACGAAGCGCUGGGCCGGGAGCUGGUGCUGAACCUGAUGGAGUAUCUGUGCCAGGAAUUCAAGAAGGGCAACCCUCGCGUCCGGAGGCUGGUCACCGAGACCCGGAUCCACCUGAUGCCCUCCAUGAACCCCGAUGGUUACGAGACGGCCUACAAGCUGGGCUCGGAGCUGUCCGGCUGGGCGAUAGGCCGAUGGACGUACGAAGGCUUUGAUCUCAACCACAACUUUGCGGACCUCAACACGGAGCUGUGGGAUGCCGAAGACGCCGAGCUGGUGCCCCACAAGUUCCCCAACCACUACAUUCCCAUCCCGGAGUCAUAUACCUUCCCCAAUGCCACGGUUGCCCCAGAAACCCGGGCGGUUAUCAGCUGGAUGCAGCGCUACCCCUUCGUCCUGAGCGCCAACCUGCAUGGAGGGGAGCUGGUGGUCACCUACCCCUUCGACAUGACCCGCACCUAUUGGAAAGCCCAGGAGCUGACCCCCACCGCUGAUGACGCCGUCUUCCGAUGGCUGGCCCAUGUCUAUGCCACCUCCAACCUGGUGAUGGUGGAUGACGAACGGCGGCUGUGCCACUACGAGGACUUCAUGCAGGAGGGAAACAUCAUCAACGGAGCCAACUGGCACACCGUGCCGGGAAGUAUGAACGACUUCAGCUACCUGCACACCAACUGCUUUGAGGUGACCAUCGAGCUCUCCUGCGACAAAUUCCCGCACGAGUCGGAGCUUCCCCAGGAAUGGGAGAACAACAAGGAAUCCCUGUUGCUCUACAUGGAACAGAUCCACCGAGGGAUUAAGGGGAUCGUCCGGGACAAAGACACGGAGCAAGGACUCGCCGAUGCCAUCAUUUCCGUUGAUGGCAUCAAUCAUGACAUCAGGACAGCUUUCGAUGGGGACUACUGGCGCCUGCUCAACCCCGGCGAAUACGAGGUGACCGCCACGGCCGAGGGCUACCACCCCGUCACCCGAACCUGCCACGUCACUUACGAGGACAACCCCACCGUCUGCGACUUCCGCCUGACCAAGACCCCCAAGCAGCGUCUGCGAGAGAUCCUGGCCAAGGGCGGGAAGGUGCCCAAGGACCUCGCUCUGCGCCUGCGCCAGCUUCGCCUGCGCCAACUGCAGGCCCAGGGACAGGCCCAGUGAGGGCAAGGAAGGGCCCCCGAGGAGAAGGUGGCUCUCGGGCCCUUCUUCUGCCUGGGGCCCUUUCGGUUUGGGGAGGCUGCGAGAAUGCCGGCCCUCGGCCCACAAACGCUGAAUGCGCCUCCUGGAACUUUCAAUAGAACUGAGAUCUCCUAGCCUGGCAUUUUACAGAGAAAUAUUGUUGAUAGCUUCACAAAUACCUGAAUAUUUCUCUUUCCUUCUUUCCUUCCUUCCUUUCUUCCUCUUUUCCCCUCUCUUUUGUUUCCGUUUACUUCCUCCAUUUCCUUUCCCUCCUUCCUUUCUCUUUCUCCUUCCUUCAUUCCUCCACUUCCUUCCUUCCUUUCCUUCUUUCCUUUCAUAGUCUUUCUCUUAGCAUUUCCUUCCUCCCUCUCUCUCUCUCCUUUAUUUCCUUUUCCCCUUUCUUUCUUUCUUUCUUCCCUUCUUUCCAUCCUCUACACUUCCUCCCUCCCUCUCCUCCCUCUUCUUCCUGCUUUCUUCUCCUCCCCUUCUCCUUCCUUUCCCCUUCACUCCUUCCUUCCUUGCUUCCUCUCAUCCCCAUCUCAUUUCCUUCCUUCCCUUCUUUCCUUCCUCUUCAUUUCCUUCUUCCCUGUUUCUCUCGCCUCCCUUCCUUUCUUCCUUGCUUCUUCUCAUCCCAUUUUCCUCCCUCCCUUCCUCCCUCCAUUCUUAGAUUCCUCUCAUCCCCAUCUCCUUCCCUUCCUUUCUCCACACUUUGUUCCUUCCUCCCUCCCUCUCUCCUCCCUUUUUUUCUUGCUUUUCCUUCCUUCCUUCUUCCUUCCUUCUUUCCUUCCUCCCUCCCUUCUUCCUUCUUUGCUUC
This is a messenger RNA of Ahaetulla prasina, 3468 nucleotides long. It is a transcript of the gene CPXM1, whose product is annotated as carboxypeptidase X, M14 family member 1. Gene Ontology annotation, molecular function: metallocarboxypeptidase activity; zinc ion binding. Gene Ontology annotation, biological process: proteolysis. The transcript has 14 exons. Bases 330 to 2636 code for a protein of 768 amino acids. Lineage: Eukaryota; Metazoa; Chordata; Lepidosauria; Squamata; Colubridae. The record is from RefSeq and is a predicted model, not a curated record.